Vitrella brassicaformis is the source of this 2627-nucleotide messenger RNA. The record is from the annotation of a GenBank genome assembly. Lineage: Eukaryota; Vitrellaceae.
UCACUCGAGUCCCAUGGCCAUGCUCAGUUCCUGCGUGAAGGCCAUGUGCACGAACUCUGGCAUGUAGCAGCCCUGCCGGAGGGCACCGACGUGGGCGCGCCGCAGCAUGGGGGGGACCUCGGCCAUCGGCAGGAGGGCGAACUCCUCCAAGGUGAAUGUCCCCGCCGGCGGGAGGGGCACCAGGGGCGGGGGCAGGUUGGCCGCGGCGAAGGCCGGCGGGGGCAGUUGCACAUAGGGCCCAGCUGAGGGCAGGAUAACACACACAGAGGGAGGAAUGGAUGUGUGGCCGUCUGGCUGUGUGUGUGUUUGUGUGUGUGAGUGCGUACCAGGAGCCUGCAGGCCGUGUAACUCCUUGGCGGCGUGGGACGCCUUCUCGGCACGGGCGGCUUCCAACUUAUCAUCAUACUCUGAAGCAGCAACGGCAGACACACACACACACUCAACAUGCGUGUUGGAGAAUGCGCGCAUUCAUCCCUCCCGCCCCGUGUGUGUCGACUGACUGGCUGGGUGUGCUUACUGGCGUGGAACCGCCUGGCCUGGACUUUGAGAACGCGGUUGCGGACGCGGAUGAACUCGAGCCACUCGCGGUGGCUGUCGUCCUCCAACUCGAGCUUCUCCGCCUGCCGCGUCUGCACACACAGACCACGGAGAGAGACAUUCCAGCAAUGCAUCGCCAUGACAGAUUGCCUCCUCGCCAAUGGCAUGCAGCUGUGCAAUGACGCACACCCCUCCGUUCCAUGCAGACAGAAUGCACUGCGGCACGGCACUGCGCGUCACGCAUUCCUGGCUGUGUGUCGGUGGGGGGGCUGCCUCACCUCAAAUGGAAUGGCGUCCCACAACGCCGUCACCUCCUCGUCGCUCAUCGAGGGGCUGGCCUUGACGGCUCCUCAGGUGGGGCGCGCUCAUCGUCACGCGGCAGCAGCAGCACUGACAGUCGCACCGAACACUGCAACACGGAACAGCCGCCUUCUCUGGCCAUCUCGAUCUCCUCAUACCCUCUCAUGCUGCUGAUCUGCUCGCUCACGCGGGUGAUCUGCUCGCUGAGUCGAUGCACAUCCACCCCAUCGGCCCCACUCCCACCCCCAUCCCCGGCGUCGGCGGCAUCCAUGGCGUCGAAGACUGCAGGACCAGCAGCUCCCACAUACGCACACAACAUGAGUAUUGGAGAGUGAUCAAUCGCUUACUGGCGUAACAGCGGUCGAACGCCUCGAACAUCUGCUGCAGGACGGACCUGCAAACAGAAAGGACAAUGAAAGUGGUGCAUGGGCCUUGUUAGCGGCCAGCCAUCUUACCGGAUACUGUCGUAGUUGGGCUUGGCUGGCUUCUUGGCGGCUCUCUUGGCGGGCUUCUUGGUGACUUUCUUCUUCAUCGGCGCCUUGCGCACCUGCUCGGCCUUCGCCGCUGCCUUGCCGCGCUUGGGUGGGGGAGACACCGACCGGCCACGUGGCUUCGGCGCAGCAGACACCUCCGGACGAGCCUUCUUCUUGCCGGCCCGCUCCUCGUUCUCGUCCUCCUCGACUUCCUCAGCCAGAGGCGGCUUCCCGCCUUUCUUCUUGGGAGGAGAGGGGGAUCGUGGCCUGGCCUUCGUCUUAACUGCUGCGAGGGGCCGGGGAUGGGGGAUGAUGGAGGGCGGCCUCCUCCUGGGAAGCCUUCCACUUGCCUGCGCCCUGGCCGAACUCCUUGGUGAUGUCCCAGUUGUCCUUGUGGUGGUGGGCAUACGCCUCAAACAUGUCCCGCAGCAGGGACCUGCCAAAAGAAAAGACAAUGAGUGGUGGUGGGUCUUGUUUGAAACCAAUCUUUAAGGUACCGGAUGUAGCUGUAGUUUGGCUUGGUCUCGUACUUGUAGCUGUUGAGCUUGACCCACAGCUGCCGCUGCACACACCAGGGAGAGCAGGAGACGACAAGGGACACAAGAAGAACAAUGCACCUUCCUGUCUCACUCACACGCAUCUGGGGUGGCAUGGCCUUGGUGAGCUCGUCGAAGUCCUUCAGCAGCUGCUCCUCGGCCAGUGGGCUGGCCGGCUGGUGGCCGCGCGCAGGUUGUGUAAGCGAAGGGCGGGGGCAGCCUGGCUGGUGUGGACGGCCUCGACUUUGUCUUGAUGACCUCCUUCUCCUGAGGACACAAACAGCAAACAAGCACCCGUAUGUCGUGUAUGUCUUCUUGCGGUGCGGUUGGCCUACGGCAUGUCGACCAACAUCAUCUCGAGGACGCGGGAACGGCUGAGGCGUCGCGGGGGUGCUACCGCAAGGGCCGCAGCGAGCAGCGCAGCAGCUGCCUCUCCGAGAUUGGGGGCGAGGAAGGGAUCCUUCGUGGUCUUUAGAAUCUUCAGGCCUCGCGGAUUACACUCCAAUAUAAAUGUAGUGAUAUCUACCUCUGAUGUCUGGGCUUCUUCCGCGUCGGCUCCAGCCAUCCCGACGCCAGCUGUCGCGAGCAGCCGCUGCACCUCCCAUGACGUCUCUCGAUGGCCGCCGAAUUCGGCGGCCGAAUAUGCGGAAACACGCAGAGAAAAGAGAAGAGACACGAUGAAGUGCCUUUUCUGUCUCCCUUUCGCCCUCACCUACGUACGUACCUGGCAGGCCGCCGGGCGCAGAUCGAUAUGGAUUGAGUAGGUCCAUCGGGGAUGCAA